Molecule: messenger RNA, 1044 nt
Organism: Puccinia graminis f. sp. tritici CRL 75-36-700-3
Lineage: Eukaryota; Fungi; Basidiomycota; Pucciniomycetes; Pucciniales; Pucciniaceae
Exons: 4
Coding region: 1-1044 (347 amino acids)
Source: RefSeq, a predicted model, not a curated record
AUGGCGCAGCCAUCAAGUCCGUUGCUCCACAUGCGGCCUCCAAACAGCAUAUCUCUGCCCACAUCUUUCUUAAACAUUUUUCUUUCUUUAAGCAGUGACGCCACCUCCCUCAACAACACAAGCAAACUUGCUCUUGGAGCAAGCUCCCACUCUAGUCACCAUGAUGAUUCUGGCGAAACCGUCCUACCUCAGCCCGUGAUUUAUAUCAUCAUCGCAGGGAUCGCUUUAGCAGUGAUAUUGGCGGGAUUUGCGAUGUGGUCAUGUGUUCAAAAGCGCAACAGACGUCGUAGCCGAAAGGCAUCAUUCUCGAUGUCCCAAGCUUCUGAAAAAGAAUGGGGCACCACUCGCGAGAUGGCUGGCGGCAUGGAGAGCGUUUACCGGCACUCCGUCAUCACCUAUGACGCCAAGGCUCAACCCAAGCUGCUCUAUGAAGACUUGGAUUUCGGUCCAAUGGUCACCUCGCAACUUCCAAGUCAAAAAGAACUGAAUCAAUACAAGAAAGAUACCAUCGUGUGUCUAACCGACGUCUAUGGAAGUACCAAAGGAUGGGACGGCUCAGAAUUUGACUAUAUGUUAAACUCGCCAAAUCAAUUCCCACCUGCGAGAAGCAGUCCCGAUCUCUUAUCCUCGCUUCCCAAAGCACUUUUAACUGGGAACCAUACGGGUCGACAACCGGCUGUCCCGGGGUUUCGCCCAUACCGGUCACCAUCCGGCCAAUUGAUGGUCAAGCCGUUCUCUUCGACCAAAAUGAGCCCCGCUGAAGCCUCUAACGAGCUGCAAAAGAUCAUCAACGCGCAUGCCAACCUUGAGAACUUCGAUGACUUGUUCGACCACGGCGAAAGCUUCGAUUCUUCCAACCUCACAAACUCCUUUGAUGGCACUCCAAUCCAUUCAAACCCUGAACAUUUCCCUAUCCUCUUAGGUAGCUUCCCUGCUGCCCGUAAACUCUCCUCUUCCUUCUUACCCGGCGCUGAUAAAAGCUUGCCCAAAGAAAUCGUCCAACUUCCCCUUCCCCGGUAUAACUUCAAGCAAACCACUGCUUGA